Coffea eugenioides is the source of this 2229-nucleotide messenger RNA. Its product is annotated as pyrophosphate--fructose 6-phosphate 1-phosphotransferase subunit beta-like. The record is from RefSeq and is a predicted model, not a curated record. Gene Ontology annotation, cellular component: cytosol. Gene Ontology annotation, molecular function: ATP binding; diphosphate-fructose-6-phosphate 1-phosphotransferase activity; 6-phosphofructokinase activity. Bases 94 to 1785 code for a protein of 563 amino acids. NCBI's taxonomy places the organism in Eukaryota, Viridiplantae, Streptophyta, Magnoliopsida, Gentianales, Rubiaceae. The transcript is spliced from 16 exons. Gene Ontology annotation, biological process: fructose 6-phosphate metabolic process; response to glucose; glycolytic process.
CUUCUACUGCUAAGUUAUCUCCCGAAAGAAUCUGAAUUUGGUCCUUGCUUUUUCAAAAGCUCACUUCUACUCCUCCUCACCCCUCCGAUCUCAAUGGCGGCCGCUGCGGCUACUCUCCUCUCUAACGGCGACGCCAAGCCUCAGAACACUGGCCGCUUCACCUCCGUUUACAGUGAAGUUCAGAACAACCGUCUUGAUCACUCUCUCUCCCUCCCUGCUGUCCUUCGCAAAUCCUUCCAAGUCGUCGACGGUCCUCCCAGCUCCGCUGCCUGCAAUCCAGAUGAGAUAAAAAAGCUGUUCCCAUGCUUGUUUGGACAACCAUCAGCAGUGUUGGUACCAGGUGAUGCUGGAAAUGCACCACAAAGCUUGAAGGUUGGCGUGGUGUUAUCAGGAGGCCAAGCUCCUGGAGGACACAAUGUUAUUUCUGGAAUUUAUGAUUACUUGCAGGAUCGUUGCAAAGGAAGCACGUUGUAUGGGUUUAGGGGUGGACCAGCUGGAAUUAUGAAGUGCAAGUACACAGUGUUGAAUUCAGAAUAUAUCUACCCAUUCAGAAACCAGGGUGGAUUUGAUAUGAUCCGUAGUGGUAGAGACAAGAUUGAGACUCCUGAACAGUUUAAGCAAGCUGAAGAAACUGCAUUGAAACUUGAUUUGGAUGGGCUUGUUGUGAUCGGUGGUGAUGAUUCAAAUACAAAUGCAUGUCUCCUUGCUGAGAACUUCAGGAGUAAAAACAUGAAGACUCGGGUGAUUGGAUGUCCAAAAACAAUUGAUGGUGACUUGAAAUGCAAAGAGGUUCCAGCAAGUUUUGGAUUUGAUACUGCCUGCAAGAUAUAUGCUGAAAUGAUUGGAAAUGUCAUGGUAGAUGCUCGCUCAACUGGAAAAUAUUAUCAUUUUGUACGUCUUAUGGGGCGUGCUGCUUCCCACAUCACUUUGGAGUGUGCUCUGCAAACCCAUCCUAACAUUACUCUUAUUGGAGAAGAGGUUGCAGCUAAGAAGCAGACGCUUAAGAAUGUGACCGACUACAUUGUAGAUAUAAUAACAAAACGCGCAGAAUUUGGGUACAAUUAUGGCGUGAUUCUCAUCCCAGAAGGGCUUAUAGAUUUCAUUCCUGAGGUCCAGCUGCUCAUUGCAGAGCUUAAUGAGAUUUUGGCUCAUGACGAAGUUGAUGAAGCUGGUCUUUGGAAACAGAAACUCCAGCCUCAGUCCCUGGAGCUCUUUGAACUUUUGCCUGCAGCAAUUCAGGAACAACUGAUGCUUGAGAGAGAUCCACAUGGAAAUGUCCAGGUUGCGAAAAUCGAAACAGAGAAAAUGUUCAUUCAAAUGGUUGAAACUGAGUUGGAGAACAGGAAGCAGGCUGGUGCUUACAAGGGUCAAUUUAAAGGACAAUCUCAUUUUUUCGGAUACGAAGGAAGGUGCGGUUUGCCUUCUAACUUUGACUCUACAUACUGCUAUGCACUGGGUUAUGGUGCUGGAGCACUGCUUCAAAGUGGGAAAACGGGAUUAAUUUCAUCAGUUGGGAACUUGGCCGCUCCAGUUGAAGAAUGGACUGUUGGAGGAACGGCAUUGACUUCAUUAAUGGAUGUUGAGAGGCGACAUGGUAAGUUCAAGCCAGUGAUUAAAAAAGCAAUGGUGGAACUUGAAGGUGCACCAUUCAAACAAUUUGCUUCGCUGAGAGAAGAGUGGGCUCUCAACAACCGAUACAUUUCUCCUGGUCCUAUUCAAUUUGUUGGCCCAGCAUCUGACAAGGUUAAUCACACAUUAUUGUUGGAAUUUGGUAUUCAAGCUUAAGUAGGUAUAUCACAGAGUAUCUUUUUGCUUCUUUGAAAGGAUGAACUGCCAGGUUAUGCACCCUUCUAAUGUUCAAGCAACAUCCAAUUGUUCACCGUUCCUUUUCGUUGCUUUCUUCUCAAGGACGCUUGUCCCUUAUAAUGUCAACAGCCUAGUUUUGACUUGUUUUUUUGUUGCUUUUUGAUCUGAAUAACAUUCUAGAUUUCAAUCAUCAUAUGCAAUCAGAAGAUAUUAAACUGUUAAUUAAAACCAUCAACUGAUGUCUUCUUUGCUUUCAUUUUAGGUUCAGAUUUCUUCUAGAUAUUGUGCUGUAAUUGCCAUUCGUGGCCCUAAAAAGAUUUCUGCUUGGGGCUCUUAUAUAUACAUCUUGCAGUGACUGUUAAGAUAUCCCUUUCCAUUUUCUUCGGAGGACAGUGAAAUACCAAGUUCUGCGCCCAUUUUUAA